Messenger RNA from Pygocentrus nattereri (red-bellied piranha), 1090 nucleotides. It is a transcript of the gene cldn2, whose product is annotated as claudin 2. Gene Ontology annotation, molecular function: structural molecule activity. Gene Ontology annotation, biological process: bicellular tight junction assembly; cell adhesion. NCBI's taxonomy places the organism in Eukaryota, Metazoa, Chordata, Actinopteri, Characiformes, Serrasalmidae. Bases 245 to 1081 code for a protein of 278 amino acids. Gene Ontology annotation, cellular component: bicellular tight junction; plasma membrane. The record is from RefSeq and is a predicted model, not a curated record. The transcript is spliced from 3 exons.
UGGAACAGCAACAGUCUCAGCAGCAGUGUCCUGCCUACCAUUGCUCUGUAUCUAUCUAAGAGACAGGGAUUGCCUGGGCUGGAAAUAGAGGAAGGAGUGGUCAUCCUGUGACUGACACUGUCUUUCAUUCAGUGGCCUAAGGUUUGGGAUGGGAGCAGCAGAGGUCUGUUUUGGGUAAACAGGAAUCAGCUCACGUGAGUUUGAGAGGCUGCACUUCGAUCUCUGUGGUACACCAGGCUCAGCAAUGGCUGCAGCGGCAAUGGAGGUGAUGGGUUUCUUGAUGUCCUUCAUAGGAAUGAUAGGUAACUUGGUAGCCACACUUCUGCCAUACUGGGAGACUUCGGCCCACAUUGGUUCCAACAUUGUCACCGCUGUGGUCAACAUGAAGGGCUUGUGGAUGCAGUGCGUCUACCAGAGCACUGGAAACUUCCAGUGCGAGACCUACAACACCAUCCUUGGUCUGCGGACAGAUCUGCAGGCAGCCCGGGCCAUGAUGGUCAUCUCUUUAUUAUUGUCCGUGAUGGCCUGUGUUGUGUCCAGUGUGGGGAUGCAGUGCACCGUAUGUAUGGACGGGUCUUCUGUCAAGUCAAAGGUGGCUGGAGUUGGAGGGUGCCUGUUUCUAACAGCCGGACUUCUGUCUCUCAUCCCUGUGUCCUGGAAGAUCCAUGAGGUGAUUCAAACCUUUUACCAGUACAGUGUCCCAGAAAGUCUGAAGUUUGAAAUAGGGGACUGUCUGUAUGUUGGACUUGCUUCUUCUCUCAUGUCCAUACUUGGUGGCGGACUGUUGAGUGUAUCCUGCUGUGAUGACCUAGAGGUACGUCGAGGGUUCAGGCGCCAAAAUGGGGGUUACCCAUACCCUGACCGCACAGGUACUGGGGGUAUGGUCCAUGGUCGCUCACAUUCCGUACCCUACCGUCCAGCCACCUUGCAGACUGGGAUCAACUUGAACCCAACCAACAAGAACCAAACCCUGGCAAGCCAUGUCAGUACCAGUAGCCACUCCACUCCGGCUGCUCACAGCUCCAGAAAACCUGCACGGCACAAUGCUCCAGCCAGCUACGAUGUUACGGGGUAUGUCUGAAGAUUUGUU